Neocloeon triangulifer is the source of this 1124-nucleotide messenger RNA. It is a transcript of the gene Dhpr, whose product is annotated as dihydropteridine reductase. Gene Ontology annotation, biological process: L-phenylalanine catabolic process; tetrahydrobiopterin biosynthetic process. Gene Ontology annotation, molecular function: 6,7-dihydropteridine reductase activity; NADH binding; NADPH binding. Bases 169 to 879 code for a protein of 236 amino acids. Gene Ontology annotation, cellular component: cytoplasm. Lineage: Eukaryota; Metazoa; Arthropoda; Insecta; Ephemeroptera; Baetidae. The transcript is spliced from 5 exons. The record is from RefSeq and is a predicted model, not a curated record.
GCCCGUGCCACGCCCCCUCCUGUGCAUUAACAAACCUGUUGGUCCUGCUGCUGGUGCUCGUUUCGUUUCGCUUGGUUUCGCUCUGUCGGUUCGGUCCUGGAGAACGUGAAUCUCACCUUUCUCAUUUUCAUCUCGGGUCGGAUUCGAAAGGGUUGAUUGAGGCGAAAAAUGUCUGCCCUGGGACGAGUGCUGAUUUACGGAGGCAGAGGAGCCCUCGGAGCCUCUUGCGUCGCCCACUUCAAGGCCAACAACUGGUGGGUCGGUUCGAUUGAUUUGGCCAACAACGACCAAGCCGAUGCAAACAUUUUGGUCCAGCCCGCAGACUCUUGGAAUGACCAGGAAUCAUCAGUGGUGAAGGCAGUCGGAGACUUGCUCGGAAGCGAAAAGUUGGACGCCGUGAUUUGCGUCGCGGGCGGCUGGGCCGGCGGCAACGCGGCCUCCGCGGACCUCAUCAAGAAUUCAGACAUGAUGUGGAAGCAGAGCGUGUGGAGUUCGGUCAUCGCCGCCUCCGUGGCCACCAAAUUCCUCAAGGACGGCGGCGUCCUGACCCUCCCCGGCGCCAAACCCGCCCUUGGCCCCACUCCAGGAAUGGUCGGCUACGGAAUGGCCAAGGCGGCCGUCCACCAGCUGACCAAGUCUCUGGCUGGGGACAAAAGUGGAAUGCCGGCCAACUCGCUGGUCGUGGCCACCCUGCCGGUCACCCUGGACACGCCCAUGAACAGGAAGUUCAUGCCCAAGGCCGACACGACCACCUGGACUCCGUUGGAAUAUGUUGCGGAGAUGUUCUUCAAGUGGUGCAAAGGCGAGAGCAGACCUCCGAACGGCAGUCUCGUCACUCUGGUCACCAAGAAUUCCGAGACCGAGCUGGUUUUUGACUGAAUCUCAUCAAGGUGCACAUCAAGACGACCAAUCGCUGCUUUUGUUUUUCAAUUAACCCAGUAGAAAUGUCCAUCAGGAGUGAAUGAAAUUAAUUUUGUCAAGAGCAUUCCAUGACAAUAUGUAUCGCAAACACCAAACAUCAUCACAACUCACUUGAAUAUUUUUGUGAUACUUUGUUGAACAUUUUCCCUGAAAAGGUUGUGUACGAUUAUUUAGGUCUCUGCAUUAAAUUUUUGAGCAAUAAA